Messenger RNA from Capronia epimyces CBS 606.96, 2121 nucleotides. RefSeq lists its product as uncharacterized. The transcript has a single exon. The record is from RefSeq and is a predicted model, not a curated record. Bases 1 to 2121 code for a protein of 706 amino acids. Lineage: Eukaryota; Fungi; Ascomycota; Eurotiomycetes; Chaetothyriales; Herpotrichiellaceae.
AUGGCUGAGGAUCCGCAGCCUUUGACCCUCCAGCAGCGGAUUGCAGCCUUAAACGCAGCCCAUAUUGGCCGCAUCCCUGGUGAUCCUCCUAGACCUUCGUUGCAGCCGGCCCCUUCUAUUCCUACAAGACGGCCUGCGUUCGUCCAGCAACAUACCAUCAACAACCCUCCCGAACGAGUGAAUGGAUCCGUCACAGACCACAAAGCGGGCAAUCAGCCGGCGCCUCCACCGCCUGCGAGAAAACAGCCUCCUCCGCUCCCUAAUCGGAAUAACUCGCUGGACGACCAGAGGAGGGGCUCGGUAGCAUCGACUACAUCUAGCGGGACGAGUGAGGCGAAUAUCCCAAGAGUUUCGGCCACACGAACAAAGUCAACCGAUUCUGCGAGUCGAGUCAAAGCCCCAGCGUGGGGAGAAUGUGAACUCCCGCCUCUGCCUCCUAGGAAUACACACACAGAGACAACAACUGGCAGGAAGUUCUCGGAUGACAGACCAAAAUACGCGAAUCGAGCUCCUGCAGAUGCUCCUGUAGGGAAACCUGCGAGGACAACAGAAGCCAAGCCAUCUCCUCCGCAAAGGCCCUCUCUUCCGCCUAGACUUCCUUCUCGAAAGCAGGAGUCCGAACAUCGUGAGCAUACCGAGAAUGCUCCUCUGAGAAAGAUCCUCCCUAUUCCCUCGAUCGAUGCGAUUAAGAAAGCAAAGAAGGCCACAUUCUCUCGUACUCCAACGGAGGACUAUGCACAUCCAGAAAUGGUCAGAAUCCUGGAUCCUGUGUCUCAACCUACAAAAUCGCACGUACCACUGCCUGUAAGAGAGCACAAAGUCCACCCGGCUCAAGAACACGUUGCUUUAUCGGAAAGAGAGAAUAGCUCUUUCCCAGCAAGAGAGGCACUCAACCACUAUGUCCACCAUCAACCAGCACCCCCUCCAAUACCACUCUCAUCGCGCCCAGAUCUAUCCGCCAUCCAAGCGACUAAACCCCAUUUUGCUACAAAUACAUCAGCACUGGACGCAAGUGCAUCGCUAAGAGGUACAGACUGUCUUAUAUGUCGUGACUUCUCCGGGCCGGAUCACCAAGCGACCCUUUUUCCAAGGACUCAGGUCACUUCGCUACAGACACUUGCUCAUCAAUUAACUUCACCCUUUCCAUCACCGACAGAUAAGGCCCGAGCGAUCUUUAUCUGGCUUCACCACAAUAUUGCUUAUGAUGUGGUAAGCUUUUUCGGAAACAAUGUAAAAGGGUCCACGCCGCAGUCAACUUUGCAGAGUGGCUUAGCGGUGUGUGAAGGCUACGCUGCUCUUUUCACGAACUUGGCCACUUAUGCUGGUCUUGAGUCAGUUGUCAUAUCAGGCCACGGAAAAGGAUACGGGUUUAGUGCCCUUGCGCCCGGCUCACCACUUCCUCCGUAUAAUGCAGGUCAUGCUUGGAAUGCGGUCAAAAUCGACAAUGGAGAAUGGAAGCUCGUCGAUGCCUGUUGGGGUGCAGGUUAUGUCCAAGGGGCACAUUGCCCAUAUGUUCAGAAAUUCAGUCCCGAGUAUUUCACCAUGCCCAACGAGGAAUUCGCUGUUAAGCACUUCCCUAGCCACAAAGAUCAAUUCUUCCUUCCAGGUGGCCGGCAAAUGAAAUGGGAGGAAUACAUUGUCAUUGACCCUGCUUGUUGGCCUGACACUUUUGAAGGUCCAACCAUCUUCACGAACGCCAAAGAAGAUUAUUACAUUGGCGAAAAGACGGUUCACCCUCGAACCAGAAAAAUCAAUGUCCAUCAGCAGGACCUGGUACGCUUCCAGUUUAACCUGCUCUGCCCGCAUUGGACCCUGGAGAAACACACACGCAAAGGUCGGCCGCCGGUCUUCAUUGUCUCAGUCAACGGCGUGGACGGCCGAAACAAGGAUCAUAUACCCAUGGACCAUCAUCCUGGCGUUGCAGGCCAAGGGGGCGAUACGUGGCUCGUCGAUAUUCCUGCCAGGGAACUCGGGGCGCCAGGGCAAACAAUCACUCUUUUCGCAGUGACGAGUUUUGGGGAUAGGCAGGAUGCCCGGGGCUUGACGGUGCGGGAGUUCCGCGACGGCAAAGGCCGAGUAGGCAUGGGAUUUGUUGGCGUUGCAGCCUGGGAGUUGGUUUGA